AUGACUAGCAGAGUAGAAGAUGUCAAUGUCAAUGUCGUCUCCGGAGGUGUUACUGAAGAAUCGUUUCAUGAGCUUCUUGAUCUGCAAAGCUCUGCCGCUGUGAGCCUCGUAGUGAUUUUCACAAGUGCCACUAUUACACCCUCUUCUUCCGCCCGUCUCCUCCGCUUCCUCUUCAUCCCCUCCGACUCCGCCCACUUUCGCGCCCGUGCCAAGGUUUCCUUAUCAUUCGUGCUCUUCGCGGCCGCCUCCGCAGCUUCUGGUCUGGCGGCGGCGGUGUCCCUAUGCGGGCUUCGAGCCAUUGGUGAGGGCUUUUGGGUGAUUGGAAGGGUAGGGUUGAGGGGUUUCUUCGUUAGUUUACUUUUUGGUUUGCAUUACGUUUUGAAGCGUCGAUGGGUUUUGGAGUUUCCCAUCAUUCAGCGGCCACCUUACUUCAGCUUCAAAAUGGGAGUUCCUUCGGCUGGUAGGCGCGCUCUCAAGCUUUCCAUUGUGGCUUCCAUCUUCUCAGCUAUUUUAUUAGAGCUUCUCCCACAUCCAUUUAAGUACAGCAUUUCACUGCAGAGAUACUUCACCGAACAGAUCGUCUUUUCUAUUGCCACUUUUGCUAUCUUCUUCUGUUGGGAAUUGACUCAUCACUUGCACCGGGUUUUACAUACAAAGAGAUCCAUAUUUGCACCUCCAGCAGAAACAAAUCCAACUGAACAUCUCCUUUUAGCUUUGGAGGAGAGUGAUCCAACAUCUCUUCUACGCUAUCUUGCGUAUCUUGAUCUCUGUAUGGUUUGCGAGAAAAAUGUUGACACUUGGAGACGUGCAGCAUUUUUUGAAGAAACUGGUGAGACUUACAAGAGAGUAAUCACUGUGUGCUUGAAGCCACUGGAGCAACUUGCCACAAUAUUAAGUGAAGGCAUGGGAAAUUCUGUUGACAAACCUGCACAGCUAUCGAAUCAGUUAUCAUCUCCGACUGAUCCACGACUUGAUUCAAAGUGCUUAGAACAAUUGCAGCUUCUCCAGCUUUACACGUGGUGUUCAAGAUCUGUUGCCUCACUGACUGCCUGUUCACGCAAAGAAGAUAAGUUUGGGGUUGCUCAGCUCUCUGGGAGUAAUGCUGCUGUAAUUUCAACGCUGAUAUCCUGUCUUCUAGCUGUUGAAAAUUUCAUGGGAAAGAAAAUAAACCUGCAGUCCCAGCACCAGCUAUUGGGACCUGCCGGUAUCAGAUGGGCAACAAUGAACGGUGGAAGGGUGGAUGUUUCAUCUGGUAAAAGAAGAAGUGGCCCAGUAAACUCAAAAGCUUAUGUUAUUGCUGAUGUUCUAAGGACUUCAAUAUACCAAAUAGUAUCAGCAUUCCAUGAUGAGAUGUUAGCUGGUGCUAAAGCAAGCCUUCUUGAGAAGGACUGGAUUACCAAUGGGAAACCAGCUUUUGGUACCCGUGAGAUGCUUAUACAAAAGUUACGUCUUUUCCUUGAUUAUAGAGCUACAUAACUUGAGUGUAGUAUUGGGGUUUGGAUGCCAUUUUGUUGGGUUGAUCAAAUAUACUCAUAGGUUGUUGUCAAGUGGAGAUGAAAUAGGAUGAAGAGGAUUCAAAUUUGCUGUCAGAAAUUUCAGAGAGGAUAUUAAUCUGUAACGAUUUUUUUAAAUAUGCUUGAUUUUGCAGGUAAAAGCACAUAAAAGCACGAGUUUAUGCGUUUUUAUUU
Molecule: messenger RNA, 1688 nt
Organism: Arachis ipaensis
Lineage: Eukaryota; Viridiplantae; Streptophyta; Magnoliopsida; Fabales; Fabaceae
Source: RefSeq, a predicted model, not a curated record